AAUGAGUUGGAAAAACGAAGAAUGGAAAAGUGAUUUACCUAACAAAGCUGUAGUCGAAAUUGAGAAAUUAGAAAAGCUGCUAUCUUGCACCCAAAAUGAUUUAAAACAAAGGACAUUGAAGUGCGAGACUCUACAACAAUGUAUUGAUAAAGAAAAAAAGAAAACUGAAGAUGCUAAAAAUGAAUUAUCAUAUCUUAACCGUAACUCAGAUCAUUUUGCAAACUUGUGUAAAGAAUCAGAAUCGAAAAGGGUAAAACUUGAACAUGAAAUUCAAGCCAGAGAUAAUAAAAUUAACUGUCUGGAAUGCGAUAUUUCAAAAAGGGGUCAAAAAAUUAAUGAUCUCGAAUUAAAACUUAAAUCUUUUGAAGGAGAAAUUCGAAGAGUUCAUAAUUCAGCACCGUCCAGAAGCGAUUUGGAAGAGAGUUCUUUAAGAAUUCACAAUUUGACUGCCGAGUUAGCCGUCGAGAAGGAAAAACGCUUAGACACAGAAAAGAAAUUACAAGAGCUAGAAGAUUUAGCGGGAAAAGAUGUUGUUACACUUCGACAAAGAACCGAAGCUCUCGAAAAAGAGAGAUCUACUCUUUUACUGAAACUUGACAACCAGAACAUGGUACUUUCUUCAUCCAAAAAUAAAAAGGAACAAGAACAAAAUGACGAAAUUAAAACUCUUAAGGAACGAUUACAAAGCACCGAAAGGGAAAGAGCAAACAUGGAAAAGUUGUAUAAAAAUAUUCAGAUAUCUUUUUUCAACUUGGAGCAAGUCAAGGCGAAGCUAGAAGGAGAAAUGUCUAAAAAUGAUGCUCAACUCAAGAGAAAGAAGGACGAGUUAGAAAAAGCGAUAAAAGGUUUGGAAGAACUUCAAAGACAACUUGGAAAGUUACGAGGAGAGAAAGAGAUGAUUAGAAAUGAUUUCACUAAAGCUGAACAACAAAAUCAGGAUUUAAGGGAUAGAAUGAAAAAGCUACUCGACGAAUCUUCAUGCCAGAAGCAAAAUAUUGACUCGGUUAAAUUAUCUUUAGAAAAUAGGUUGAAAGAAAAAGAAAAAGAUCUAGAGUUAGAGAGAAAAGAGAUAAUGGAAGUUCGUAGAACUGCUCAAUCAACUAUCGAUGAUCUUCGAGCAAAAAUAGCUGAUAAUACUAAGGCGGCUACUGAAAAACAGAGAGAGCUAGAACUGGAAUUAGAUAGUUUUCGCUCUAAAUAUACAAGAAUAACGGAUUGUGCAAGUGACUACGAAGUAAAAGUAAAGAAUUUAUCUGAAUACAACCAGAUACUGAAAGAUAAAAUAGAAAGCCUGAAAAUGGAAAAUGAUACAUUAACGGAAAAAUCGAAAAUGGCGGACACGAAAAUUGAAGGCGAAAUGCAUCAUUUGGAGAGAAAUAUAGAGGAAAUCAAAAGAGAGAAUGAGAAAAAAGAUUUCACAAUCUCAGCCUUAGAAAGGCAGCUGAAUACUGCUACGUCUAAUACAUCUGACUUAAAAAAACAGCUUGCUGAACUGGAAUCAAAUUAUAGAAGUAAAAGUGAAGACUAUGAGAAGAUUGAGGUAAAUCUGAAGGAAGCUAAAAAUAUGAGUCUUAAAAAUGAGAAUCAUGUAACGAGUCUCGAACGAAAAAUUACCAAGUUAGAAAAGGAAAGAGAUGAGAAAAAGUUAGAGGUAGAGAAGUGUUCAAACGAUUAUUACUCUCAGAGAUCUGAACUUGCCUCUCUCAGAAGUCAAAUUCAAAAGAAAGAUGAUGAAAUUGAAUGUAUUCAAAAUCAAUUGUCACAAGCAAAGGGGAAACUCAAAGUGAUCGAAGAGCAGAGAACAGAUUAUGAAAAAGAGCGUACUCGUCUAUUAACAGAAAACGAGAAAAAUGAUUCUCUUGUACAUAAAUUGACAGAAGAGUUGAACAACGAGAAGACAGCUGUUCAAAAUCAGAGAACAAGUCUGAAAAGGCAACAAGAAUCCUACGAUCAAUUAACCAAAAAGUAUAAUGAUAUCUGUAAAUUAAGCGAUGAAAGAGGGAAAGAGUUAACUGCUCAACGCGAUACUGCCUCCGCUAAUGAACGCCACUACGAUAAUAUAACAUCUCGAUUAAAUGCUGCCGAAAAUGAAAAUACGAAACUAACAGCAUCAAUAAACGAAUUGAGAGCGCAGCUGGAGGAAUAUCGAAAGAAUUUAUCUUCGGAAAGAGAACUUCGUCUUAGCGCCGAGCAAAAGAAUGCUGAAUUAACUAAUGAGCAUAAGACUAACGAGACUAACGUUGAAAAUAUUAUUUUACGUUCAAAAGCCAAGCUUGAGAGUAUGGAAAAAGAGAAUAUUAAUUUGAAAAAUGAUUAUCAAAACAUCGAAAAGCAGCUUAACGAAACCGACGAAAAACUUCAGGAGUUGUCGAAGAAAUACAAAGAUAAUGAAGAUGAGAAGAAUUAUUUAGUAGAAAGAGUAAAUAAACUCACUUCAGAUUACGAAUUAAUGAGCAAAUCGAAAAAUGAACUCGAAGAAGAAAUGGAUAAAUUGAAAAUCGAUAUGGAGGAAAAGUGCAAUUCAAGCCGAAAAUUAGAAGCAGAUUUAGCAAACAAAAAUCAACAGAUGAUAGAUAUAUUGGCUAAGUUUGAAAAGAAUUCUACAUCUGAUAAAGACGAAAUAAAAGAUAUGAUGUCCGAAAAUGAUCGCUUGAACGCCUGCGUAGAAGAAUUAAAGAAGGAAAAUAAAUUGUUAAAUGCACGUUUGGAAGGUAAUACAAGGAAUCUUGAAAACUACUUAGAGAAGAUGAACUCUGAGAAAGAUAAAUUUCAGGAAAUUGAAUCGAAAUUAUUAAAUAAAGAUGAAGAAUUAAUCGCAAUUACUGACCAACUACAAACUACUGAAGAGAAAUUGAAACAAGUCAAAGCCGAUUUCGAGAUUGUCAGUGAACGUAAUAAGGAUUUAAUUUCAAAAAUUGAAUGUAAUCCUUUUGAAAAUGAAGUAAAAAUGUUAAACAACGAAAAAGAUAAGCUAAUUGCCGAUUUACAAACUAAGGAUCACGAAUUAGAGAGUUCUGUUGUAACUCUAUCAGAAAUAAAAAAUCAACUUUUGAAUCUGAAAGAAAUUCAAAUUAAGUUAGAGUCUGACCUCCAAAGAAGCAAUAACGAAAAUGAAGAAUUAAAUACGAAUUAUACAAAGUUGAAUUCUGAAUACCAAUCCAUUAACGAAGAAUUAACAAAAUCUAAGAAGCAGAAUAUUGAAUUGAACGAAUUGAUUUCCUGCGCAAUUAAAGAAAAGGAUGUUAAUAUUAAUUCAAAAGAAAAAGAAUUGGAAGAAGUAAAGAACGAAAAAGAAAAAUUACACGUUGAAUUGGAAAAUUUCGCUAUAAAAUUAAAGGAAACGGAGAACAAACUUAAUGAAUCGAGUAAUAAAUUAACGACAUUGGAGCAGAGUUUUUCUGAAAAACAAAAGGAAUUAGAUAACGAAAGACAAAAGAGUAAAGAUCAAAGUGAACAUUUAUUACAGUUGGAAGAAAAUACGAAGGAAUUAGAGAAGAAAUUAUCCGAUUCGAAUCAGCAAUUGGAAAAGUUGGUUCACAAUGAAACUGUUGAUUGCAAUUUGAAAGAAAAAGUUGAGGAAAAAUUCGAAAUGGAAAAAGCCGAACUUAUUUCCCAGUUAGAUCAAUGUCAUAAAAAACUCGCUGAACAGUUAACUUCUCUAGAUGAACGUGACCAGGAAAAACUUCGUCUAGAUUCUCUUGUCUCCGCUCAUGAAGCUAGAGUAGGAAAUUUAACGGCUAAAUUAAAGAUAUUCGAAGAAAAGAACAUGACAAUGAGAGAAAAAUUGUCGAAGGCAAAUUUCAAUCUUGACCUAAUGCAAGGUAAUUCAGAGGAAACCAUUAAAGAGAACGAGGAACUUCAAACUAAACUCGAGAAUUUACAGCAAUCUUUAAAUAAUUCUCAAAGAACGUUAGACGAGAAAACUAAAGCUUUGAAAGACAUGGAACAAUUACAAGAAAAGACUCAAAAGUUAUCUUCCGACUACAAUUCGAUGUCGGCAGAAAAUAAAAAUUUGACUGAACAAUUAAACAAUCUACGAGCUAAAUAUGAUGAUAUAACGAAGAAAUGUUCACAGUUUGAAAGUUCAUCUGCUGAGGAGAAGACAUCACUAUUGACCUUAAAUACGGAAAUUAAAAAAGCAGAAGAUGUAAGGUCAAAUUUAGAAUUUUCUUUAGGGGAAAAGGAAAAGAUUAUUGAGACUUUGAAAAAGAAGUUAGAGUAUAUCGCAAACGAAAAAUCGUCUGAAGAGAUGAAAGUAAAAACUCUGGAGGGUGAAAUUUUGGAUAUUAAACAAAAAUUGGAAAAUGCUUUGGAAGAAAUCUUUGUUCUUAAGGCCGACAGCGAUAAGAAGUUCGAUGAAGAAAAGGAAAAAUUACAAGAAUUGUGCAAUAAUAAGACAGAAAUAAUUAACCAAUUAAAAACUGACAUUGAUUAUUAUUCGUCUAAAUUCAUUAGGUCUGAGAAAGACGUCGAACAAUUGAACAGCCAAUUAUCACACUCUCAGACGGAGUUGGCCACAUAUAAGGAAAAACUCGACGAAAUGAAAGCUAAAUUGUCUGAUGAAAAGUUUGAAAAUGAAACUAUUGUUGCUGAACACGAGAGUACUAUUAAGAAAUUCGAGCGGCAAUUAGACGAACUAAGGGAAAACAACUCCCAAUUACAAAUAUCUGUUGAAGAAAUAAAUUCAAAAUAUUACGAGCUUAAAGAUCAGUCCAGUAGUAAAGGUAACCUCUCAUCUGAUGACUAUACACGACUCACAGAGAGUAUGGAAGAAAAAUGUAAAGAAGUAACAGAAAUGGAAAAACAAUGUAAAUAUUUAGAGGAAGAAAAUGAUAAACUCAAAUCAGAAUUGUCAAAGAUUGAGGAAAGUUUAAAGUCUGCCAUUUCCGAGAAGAAGAAAUUAGCGGCAAAAGUGAAAGCUAGCUCGAAAAAGGAUAUAGAAAAGAAUGUAUUCGAGCAGGUGAUGAAUAGUAAGGAAGUUGAAAAUUUAAGAACAUUAGUGAAUGAAGCUGCUACCGAAAGAAGUCGUUUAGUACAGAAAAAUACAGAUUUAGAACAAUUGAAUUAUCAAUUGGAAGAAAGUCUGAAAGAAGCUACCGAGAAAAAUAGUCAAUUGGAGUUGACAAUUAAAUCUCUUGAAGAAAGAAGCGACUCUUCUUCCGAUAAUUCAUUAUCCGAUAAAGAUUGUAUAAUUAUAGGAACCGAGAAUAUGAAAGAACCAACUGAACGAUUGGGAUCAAGUAAAACUACGCCAACAUUUACAAAGGAAAAGAGUUCCUCUAAGAAUUUAGAAAUGUUACAGAAUUUAAAAAUGAAAGUGAAUUCUCGCGAAGAAAAAAUUAAGGCUCUUAAAAGUAGUACAGCAACUGCAAUUGAACAAAAAGAUGGAAGCGAAGUUAAAAAGUUACAAUCUUAUUUAGAAAGAGCAAUGGACGAUUUAAAAGAAACGAGAGAAGAAUAUCAAAAGAAAAUUGAGAGUUUUAGAACAAUGCAAAAAGAUCUCGAAGAGAAAUACGCCGCCGAUAAACGAAGAAGUAUAGACGAUAAUCGAAGGACAUUUAAAGAAUUGGUUAAAACUCAAAAGGAGAGAGAUGAACUUCGAAGAAAGCUGGGUUUUUCUUCUUCUUCUUCUUCUCAUAGAUUAGCUGAAGUACAAUCGUCAUCAAGUACAAAUCGGCGGUCUCCUCGAUUGGCCAAUAGAGCUGUUGAUGAGGUUGCGCACACUUUACUUAAAUCAACGCCAGAAAGAAUAUUAUCAAAAAGAAAAGUUGCCGUAGAGGAAUCGAAUAUACACAUGUCUCCAACCAAAACACUAUCGCCUAUAUCAAAAGCAGUCAGGACACCGCUCGGUGACGUCAGGGAAUACGAUAAUGGAAAAUUAAAUAAGCGUUUGAAAAUUAAUGAAGAAGAGAUGUUGAACAUCAUCGAAACUCCCAGUGUUCCGAAGAAGAAAAUUGUCGCGACUAUUCCUAGUGAGAACGAAUGCACCUCACAAUAA
Molecule: messenger RNA, 5998 nt
Organism: Dimorphilus gyrociliatus
Lineage: Eukaryota; Metazoa; Annelida; Polychaeta; Dinophilidae
Source: the annotation of a GenBank genome assembly